Messenger RNA from Symsagittifera roscoffensis, 1944 nucleotides. RefSeq names its product MICOS complex subunit MIC60-like. The record is from RefSeq and is a predicted model, not a curated record. Gene Ontology annotation, cellular component: MICOS complex. The transcript has 6 exons. Gene Ontology annotation, biological process: cristae formation. The coding region runs from base 12 to 1826 and encodes 604 amino acids. NCBI's taxonomy places the organism in Eukaryota, Metazoa, Xenacoelomorpha, Acoela, Convolutidae.
GUUUUCAGAACAUGCAUGAGCGGAGGGUGAUUUCGUCUCUACGGCAUGUUGGUAAGCUGAAUUCUGUUGUAAAGCGCACUUUGUUUUUGUCGCGUACCAGAAAAAAUGUUGGGUCCGGAGGCGCAGUGGAGCCGGAAUCAUCUCAUAGAUCCCUGAAAGCAGUCGCACUCUUAGGCGGUGCUGUAGUUGUUGGAGGUGCAACUGCCUACUACUUCUUUCCGGGAACCUUGAAUGAAGUUGCGAAGCGGUUUAAGAGUGCCGAAGAGCUGAAUGUUGGCGAAAAGUUGCCGAGAAAUACAGGUAUUGAUGUUUUGAAGAACGAAUCCUCAAUUGAGAGAAAGUUUGAAGGAAAAAAGUAUAAAGAAGAAAAGAGGAGCAAGAACAAAGUAGAAACAGAUAUUUCAAAGAAAUUAGAAAAAUUAGAAAAGCGGUUGAGUAAGUUUACUCGAGACGAGAAAAGGUUGUCCCAAUCUUUAAUGGAGCUGAGACAGAAAAUUACUCCUGCAGCUGAUUUCUCACACGAGGAAUUUGUCUACCUUUCCGAAGAAAUUGCUCAGCGAUCUAAUGAGUUGCAAGCGUGUGUACAGGCUGGUGAAAAGUGUCAAUCGAGACUGAACAAAUUGAAAAGGAAUUGUGAAGUAGGGCAAAUAGAUUUGGUUUUGGAUUACCAGAGGAAAUUGGAUGACAGGGGCAAGUCUCUGGCUGGUACAUGUUCUAUUAUCACUUUCUCCGAAUCAGAGUUGAAUAAUGCUGUCGGGCGACUGCAUGAGUUGAAGCAGGAUCAAUCCUUGUGGGCGAGCGAUAAGGUAAACUUAGAUGAAAUAUCCUCUCAAGAGCUGUCCAAUGCGUACAGUGAAGCUCAGACAAAAUUGAAAACAAUGCGCUGUCUUCUGAUUAGUCAAUUUUUAAAUCAAGAGAAACAUAAAACUGGAACUGGACUGUCAGGGGGCGUCACUAGUUCAACGGCCAUGAACGAAGACUUUGAUAGCGAAGUGGAGCGCAGAGUAAUUGAGGAGAGGAAGUUAGUGGAGGCUGCCAUGGACAGUGAAAAAGAGCUCAUCCGAGCUCAUUAUGAGGCGAAAAGGGCAGAGGAGCUGGAGGAAUUGAGGAAGCAACACGCACAGACACUUUCACUGUUCUCCGCCAAGAUCCGGGGAAUAGAAACAGCCGUAGAAAGCAAGGCUGACUCACAGAGGAAGGCAUUGUACUCUCACUACAUGUGGCUCGCGUCCGAGGCAUUCAAAAAUCAACUGUACCGCGAAGUCAAUGUCGCAUCUGAAGAUGCAAAUGAACUAGAUGCUGAGCUGCUGCCUCUGCAUCAGUUUCUAAGGAGAAUCGAAAUAAUAAACCACUCUGAAAAUGAACCUCUUGUAUCCACAGUUUUGAGUUCAUUGUCCCCAACCGCUCGCUCGAGAGGAGUGUACACUGAAGAUAUGCUAAAGUGUAGAUUCCAGAAGGUAUUCAAAACCUCAUUCAGACUGGGAAAAGUUGACAGCUGUGAAGGAAGAGAUUCGCUCUACAGUCAUGUGUUGUCCUUGCUGAGAUCAAUGUUUUCCUUCAACAGUGUGGGUUCAACGGUGGUUCCUACAGAUUUGGAUGUUCACUCGUGCGACAACUACAAAUUGUUGGGAUAUGCAAAGGUGGCCUUGGAUAGAGGCGACGUGUCUCUUAGUGUUAAACUGUUAAAUAAUUUAAAAGGGAAGCCAGCAGAGGUGGUGCAGGACUGGGUGAGGGAAGCACGUCUGUUUCUGGAGGCCAAACAGGCUGCCAGGGUGCUCUCACUGUUCUCAACUGCCACAGGAUUUGCCACCCAACCACUUUCGUGAUUGUCUUGAACUGAAAUGUCACUGAACUAUAUUAUAGUGCUUUUUAAAUUGAAAGAAAUCGAAUUGCACUUGCGUGAGAAUAAAGUUUAGAAUUUAAUAUCUUCAAAUACGCUAUGAU